CCCGGCCGGCCGCUCCGGUGCGCACCCGCCCUCUCCGGCCGGAGCCCGCGCCGCCUCCCAUACCUGAGCGGGGAGCGGCGCCGCGGCCUCCUCCCCCACCGUCGCCUCCUGCCCGGCCUCAGCUGCGCCGCCGCCGCGGGAGUAAAGGUCGCGCCGGCAGAGAGCGAGCUGUCGCGGCGCCUCCAGGAAGCCGGUGGGGCAGGUCGGGGAAAAACGGACGAGAACCAAACUCUCAGCCCGCCCGGGAAGAUGGCGCUGGGCGCGCCGGCCGCGGACUGAGCGCCGCCGAGGCGGCGAGGGGCCCGGACCCACCGCCCACUGGGGUACGAGUGAGGGCCCUCCGCCGGGUGCGGCUUCCGGGGCUCGGGCCCGGCCCGCAGGGUCAUGUCGGUCAGCGAGCUCUACAGCCAGUACACAAGGGUCUGGAUCCCUGACCUGGAUGAAGUGUGGCGCUCAGCCGAAUUAACCAAGGACUACAAGGAGGGAGAAAAGAGCCUCCAGCUCAGACUGGAAGAUGAGACUAUUCGGGAAUACCCCAUUGAUGUCCAAAGCAACCAACUGCCUUUCUUGCGGAAUCCAGAUAUCUUGGUUGGAGAAAAUGACCUGACUGCCCUUAGCUAUCUACACGAGCCUGCAGUUCUGCAUAAUUUAAAGGUCCGUUUCCUGGAGUCGAACCAUAUCUACACUUACUGUGGAAUCGUGCUUGUUGCCAUUAAUCCUUACGAACAGUUGCCAAUCUAUGGUCAAGAUGUUAUCUAUGCCUACAGCGGCCAAAACAUGGGGGAUAUGGACCCCCACAUCUUUGCGGUGGCAGAUGAAGCCUACAAGCAGAUGGCCAGAGAUGAGAAGAACCAAUCCAUCAUAGUCAGCGGGGAGUCUGGAGCUGGCAAGACCGUGUCAGCCAAGUAUGCCAUUCGCUAUUUUGCCACAGUUGGUGGCUCAGCCAGUGACACCAACAUCGAAGAGAAGGUCUUGGCAUCCAGUCCCAUCAUGGAGGCCAUUGGAAAUGCCAAAACCACUCGUAAUGACAAUAGCAGCCGUUUUGGAAAGUAUAUCCAGAUUGGUUUUGACAAAAGUCACCACAUCAUUGGGGCCAACGUGAGGACCUACCUGUUGGAGAAGUCCAGAGUGGCCUUUCAGGCAGAGGAUGAGAGGAAUUACCACAUCUUCUAUCAGCUCUGUGCUGCUGCCAGCCUUCCCGAAUUCAAGGAGCUCUCGCUAACAUGUGCGGAGGACUUUUUCUAUACGUCACAAGGAGGAGACACAUCCAUCGAGGGCAUGGAUGAUGCUAAGGACUUUGAGAAGACUCGACAAGCCUUCACACUCCUUGGAGUGAGAGAGUCCCAUCAGAUAAGCAUUUUUAAGAUAAUUGCUUCUAUCCUGCACCUUGGAAAUGUGGAGAUUCAAGCUGAGCGUGAUGGUGAUUCCUGUGGUAUAUCACCCCAGGAUGAGCACCUCAACAACUUCUGCCGACUGCUGGGGGUGGAGCACAGUCAGAUGGAGCACUGGCUCUGCCAUCGUAAGCUGGUCACCACCUCGGAGACCUACGUCAAGACCAUGUCCCUGCAGCAGGUGAUCAACGCACGCAACGCCCUGGCCAAGCACAUCUACGCCCAGCUGUUCGGCUGGAUUGUGGAGCAUAUCAACAAGGCCCUGCACACCUCUCUCAAGCAGCACUCCUUCAUUGGGGUCCUGGACAUCUACGGGUUUGAGACAUUUGAGGUCAACAGCUUUGAGCAGUUCUGUAUCAACUAUGCGAAUGAGAAGCUCCAGCAGCAGUUCAACUCGCAUGUUUUCAAACUAGAGCAAGAAGAAUACAUGAAGGAGCAGAUACCUUGGACCUUGAUUGAUUUUUAUGAUAACCAACCUUGUAUCGAUCUCAUAGAGGCGAAGCUGGGCAUCUUGGACCUGUUGGAUGAAGAAUGUAAGGUCCCCAAGGGGACUGAUCAGAACUGGGCUCAGAAGCUCUACGACCGGCACUCCGGCAGCCAGCACUUCCAGAAGCCUCGGAUGUCCAACACAGCCUUCAUUGUCGUCCACUUUGCAGACAAGGUGGAGUACCUGUCGGAUGGUUUUCUGGAGAAGAACAGAGACACGGUCUAUGAAGAGCAGAUCAACAUCCUGAAGGCCAGCAAGUUCCCACUAGUGGCUGACCUGUUUCAUGAUGACAGAGACCCUGUCCCUGCCACCACCACACCCGGGAAGGGCUCAUCUUCAAAGAUCCACGUUCGCUCUGCCAGGCCCCUGCUGAAAGCGCCCAACAAGGAGCACAAGAAAACCGUGGGCCACCAGUUCCGCACCUCCCUGCACCUGCUCAUGGAGACCCUGAACGCCACGACGCCACACUACGUGCGCUGCAUCAAGCCCAACGACGAGAAGCUCCCCUUCCACUUUGACCCAAAGAGAGCAGUGCAGCAGCUCAGAGCAUGUGGGGUGUUGGAGACCAUACGCAUCAGUGCCGCCGGCUACCCAUCCAGGUGGGCCUACCACGAUUUCUUCCAUCGGUAUCGAGUGCUGGUCAAGAAGAGCGAGCUCGCCAACACAGACAAAAAAGCCAUCUGCAAGUCUGUCCUGGAGCGCCUCAUCAAGGAUCCUGACAAGUUCCAGUUUGGCCGCACCAAGAUCUUCUUCAGGGCAGGCCAGGUGGCCUACCUGGAGAAGCUUCGGGCUGACAAGUUCCGGGCAGCCACCAUCAUGAUCCAGAAAACUGUCCGGGGCUGGCUGCAGAAGGUGAAAUACCGGAGACUGAAGAGAGCUACCUUAACUCUGCAGAGGUGCUGCCGAGGACACCUGGCCCGCAGGCUGGCCGAGCAUCUGCGGAGGACCCGGGCAGCGGUGGUGCUCCAGAAGCAGUACCGAAUGCAGAGGGCCCGCCUGGCCUACCAGAGGGUCCGCAGGGCUGUCCUUAUCAUCCAGGCCUUUGCUCGGGGCCUGUUCGUGCGGAGAAUCUACCAGCAGGUCCUCGCUGAGCACAAGGCCACCAUCAUCCAGAAGCACGUACGGGGCUGCCUGGCACGCAGACACUUCCAGCAGCUGCGGGGCGCAGCCAUUGUCAUCCAGUGUGCCUUCCGGAUGUUCAAAGCCAAGCAGGAGCUAAAGGCCCUCAAGAUCGAGGCCCGAUCCGCAGAGCACCUGAAACGCCUCAAUGUGGGCAUGGAGAACAAGGUGGUCCAGCUGCAGCGGAAGAUCGAUGACCAGAACAAAGAAUUCAAGACACUGUCAGAGCAGUUGUCGACAGUCACCAAUGCGUACGCCAUGGAGGUGGAGAAGCUGAAGGAGGAGCUGGCCCACUGCCAGCAGAGCCAAGAUGGGGGUAGCAGCCCAAGGCUGCAGGAAGAGGUCGAGAGCCUGCAGACUGAGCUGCAGAGGGCCCACUCAGAGCGCAAGGUCCUGGAGGAUGCCCACGCCAGGGAGACAGAUGAGCUGAGAAAGCGAGUUGCAGACCUGGAGCAAGAAAAUGCUCUCUUGAAAGAUGAGAAAGAGCAGCUUAACAACCAAAUCCUGUGCCAGUCGAAGGGUGACUUUGCCCAGAGCUCUGCCAAGGAAGAUCAGAGGGCGCAGGAGCUGGAGGAGGAACGCUCCCGUUACCAGAACCUCGUGAAGGAAUAUUCUCGGUUGGAGCAGAGAUACGACAACCUUCGCGACGAGCUGACCAUCAUAAAGCAAACCCCAGGCCACAGGCGGAACCCAUCAAACCAAAGUAGCUUAGAAUCGGACUCCAAUUACCCCUCCAUCUCCACAUCUGAGGUCGGAGACACUGAAGAUGCUCUCCAACAGGUGGAGGAAAUUGGUCUGGAGAAAGCAGCCAUGGACAUGACAGUCUUCCUGAAGCUGCAGAAGCGAGUGCGAGAGCUUGAGCAGGAGAGGAAGAAGCUGCAGGUGCAGCUGGAGAAGAGGGAGCAGCAGGACAGCAAGAAGGCACAGGAGGAACAACCAAAAAAUGACCUAGAUUUGGACCAGGAUGCCGAUCUAGCCUACAAUAGUCUGAAGAGGCAAGAGCUGGAGUCAGAGAACAAGAAGCUGAAGAAUGAUCUGAAUGAACUGAGGAAAGCUGUGGCCGACCAAGCCGCAGAGAGCAGCUCCACCCAUGGCUCCCCGGACAGCUACAGCCUGCUGCUGAACCAGCUCAAGCUGGCCAACGAGGAGCUUGAGGUUCGCAAGGAGGAGGUGCUCAUCCUGAGGACCCAGAUAGUCAGCGCUGACCAACGCCGGCUUGCUGGAAAGAGCACGGAGCCGAACAUCAAUGCCAGGACAAGUUGGCCUAACAGUGAAAAGCACGUAGAUCAGGAAGAUGCCAUUGAGGCCUACCAUGGGGUCUGCCAGACAAACAGCAAGACUGAGGACUGGGGCUAUUUGAAUGAAGAUGGAGAACUCGGCUUGGCCUACCAAGGCCUAAAGCAAGUUGCCAGGUUGCUGGAGGCCCAGCUGCAGGCCCAGAGCCGUGAGCAUGAGGAAGAGGUGGAAGGUCUCAAGGCCCAGGUGGAGACCCUGAAGGAGGAGCUGGAGAAGCAGCAGCAGACCUUCUGCCAGACGCUGCUGCUCUCCCCGGAGGCCCAGGUGGAAUUUGGCGUCCAGCAGGAGAUAUCCCGGCUGACCAAUGAGAACCUGGACCUUAAAGAACUGGUAGAAAAGCUGGAAAAAAAUGAGAGGAAGCUCAAAAAACAACUGAAGAUUUACAUGAAGAAAGUCCAGGACCUAGAAGCUGCCCAGGCAUUGGCUCAAAGUGAGAAGAAGCGCCAUGAGCUCAACAGGCAGGUCACCGUCCAGCGGAAAGAGAAGGACUUCCAGGGCAUGCUGGAGUACCACAAGGAAGAUGAAGCCCUCCUCAUCCGGAACCUGGUGACAGACCUGAAGCCCCAGAUGCUGGCAGGCACGGUGCCCUGUCUUCCUGCUUACAUCCUCUACAUGUGCAUCAGGCACGCAGAUUACAUCAACAAUGACCUCAAGGUGCACUCUUUGCUGACCUCCACCAUCAAUGGCAUUAAGAAAGUCCUGAAGAAGCACAAUGAUGACUUUGAGAUGACAUCGUUCUGGUUAUCCAAUACCUGCCGCCUCCUGCAUUGUUUGAAGCAGUAUAGCGGGGAUGAGGGCUUCAUGACUCAGAACACGGCCAAGCAGAACGAACACUGUCUUAAGAACUUUGACCUCACUGAAUACCGUCAGGUGCUGAGUGACCUCUCCAUUCAGAUCUACCAGCAGCUCAUUAAAAUCUCUGAGGGCACGUUGCAGCCUAUGAUAGUUUCUGCCAUGUUGGAAAAUGAGAGCAUUCAAGGUCUAUCUGGUAUGAAGCCAACGGGCUACCGGAAGCGCUCCUCCAGCAUGGUGGACGGGGAUAACUCGUACUGCCUGGAAGCUGUCAUCCGCCAGAUGAAUUCCUUUCACACAGUCAUGUGUGACCAGGGCCUGGACCCCGAGAUCAUCCUGCAGGUGUUCAAACAGCUCUUCUACAUGAUCAAUGCGGUGACUCUCAACAAUCUGCUCCUACGGAAGGACGUCUGCUCGUGGAGCACAGGCAUGCAGCUCCGGUACAAUAUUAGUCAACUUGAGGAGUGGCUUCGGGGAAGAAACCUUCACCAGAGUGGAGCAGUUCAGACCAUGGAACCUCUGAUCCAAGCAGCCCAACUCCUGCAGUUAAAGAAGAAAACCCCAGAGGAUGCUGAGGCCAUCUGCUCUCUGUGCACCGCCCUCAGCACCCAGCAGAUUGUCAAAAUUUUAAACCUGUACACUCCCCUGAAUGAAUUUGAAGAACGGGUAACAGUGGCCUUUAUACGAACUAUCCAGGCACAACUGCAGGAGCGAAAUGACCCUCAGCAGCUGCUUUUAGACUUCAAGCACAUGUUUCCUGUUUUGUUUCCAUUUAAUCCAUCAUCUUUGACCAUGGACUCCAUCCACAUCCCGGCGUGUCUCAGUCUGGAGUUCCUCAAUGAAGUCUGAAAAGGCCCAUGUCCAACGUUGGCUCCAUUCCCAGUGAGAGCAAGAAGGAAGUAUAUACAGUAAAGUGAAUUUGAGGAUGUUAAAUCUUAAAAGUGGGUCAAAUCAGAGCUUGAGAACCUGUGCAGAGUGAACUAUACAGAAUAAGACACAUCUGUCAUUAUUUUUUGUACCUACUGCUCAGAAUAAAAGCACUUGAAAUAUGGAAGUUUUUUUUAAGUAGAUGAUUUUGAUCUAAACAAAUACACUUUAUAAUCUGCAGCACCAAGCAGUCCCCAUGGCCAUAUAAAAGGUGCCAGUCUAUAAAAUGGAAACUGCCUAGUUUUGAUCUUUGCAUCUGAGUGGAGAAUGUCCAAAGUGAAAUACUAAAAAUAUAUGUCACACAAAUUAGCUUCAGAGGACUUUUAACAAAUAGUGGUCCUAAUAACUAUGAUACUGUCCUGCAGUGGGUGACAUUUCCCCACACUGACAAACCAUAGGUAUAGUUGAGUUUGUGAGGAAAUGUUCUGAGAAGUUUCCCAAAGGUAUUUUUAAUGCCUGAUGGUGCAGAGACAAUGGUGUAAUUGAACUCCAGACCAAACAUUUUGAGUAUUUGUUUCUGAAGCAAAAUUAGAAGGCUCAGUCCCUAACGUGCUCAAACCUUUUUGAGUCGUGUUGGGUUUAUGGAAGAGUUACGCCAAAAAUGCUGCUGUCCCAAACUUAAAAUGUGAGCAAGAUGGAUAUUUUUUGCACAUAUCCAUGCACUUAAGUCACCAAAACUUUCACCAAAAUCUAUGUUUGAAUAACAACUCUUGUUUUAUUCACAGAUUAAAAGUCAAGUCAGCAUGAAAGCCUUUAAUCCCUUAAUGCCAUUAAAUGUCCAAUAAGAACAUCACAUAAUGUAUUAGUAAUUCCAGAUAACCAAAAUAAAGGAAAACAAACUUUAGAUUAAGGGGUGAGAUUAUUUAAAAACCCUUUUUAAAAAAUUAGUUCAAGGAUUGUUAAAUUAUUACCCAAAGGGUUUUUGGGUUUGUGUGUUAUGUGUAUUCUUUUUAAAGAGAUAGCUUAUAUCAACUUCUUUUUAGGUUAUUUUCAACAUUUUUCAAGUUUACCACAUAAAAACCCUAUUUCUGCUUUGAAAUAGGAUUUAAGGAAUUUCAGUAAUAACGUUACCAGAUUUUAUCUUUGCUGCUUUUACACAUUUUUUCUUGCUUCUUCAAAAGCAGGCAUUCAGUUACAAUACCUUACAUAUUCCUUAUGCCCUUUUUUUUAAACUGCAUUUUUCAUAUUGGGGGAGAUAACAGUAUGCUAUUCCCAUCAAUGGAACACAUGGUGUUUGCAAAUCAUAGAAGAGCCUCUAAAUUACAUCCAGAAGAUAAGAAUGCUCCGUGAAUCGCAAGUCGAACCCCACCCCACACCACCUCCUCCUUUCACUCAGCCGCUCAGCUGAACAGGUUCUGGGAGAGACAGCAUGGUUCAAACACUGAACAGCCGCUGGGGCCGAAAGAGGCAGGACACCUGGGUGAAGACUGCUGACCGUCAUGUCCAAACACAUGUCAUCAGCAUUACCCCCUCUACCUCCACAUCACACAUCCUGGCUUCUCUUGGGGGUCCACACGGAGCGGUGCCUUUGCUGCUUCCUCAGUUACAUAAUCUGACAUGUAUGUCACCUUCAGCCCGCACACCGACUUCGUUUGGAAGGCCAGUCUAAACCAGUUAGGUCUGUGGCUGCCUCUUCUUAAAGUUGUUCAUUAGGUAUAAUUUGCUUGUCACUGCACUUUAGUUUGAAAUUGAGUUUCAUGUAAGGACCAUCCUUAAUAUUCAAGAUAAUGAAAAAUGCCUCGUUAGAAUGUUAUGGAGUUUGAAAAGCAGUGACUCCAUAAAUGCAAUGACUUAUUGUCCUUACAUACUGUCUUACACCCUCAUUCUCUUGAUCUCUUUGGGUCACUACCUCUCUGCCGUCACUGGCUAAUCACCAGGUGCCAAGGACUCACUGAAUAGCAGCUAAGCAAUUAGAGUAAAUAUGGAAGGAGGAGACCUUAGGAAAAGUCCUCUACUUAGCCUAAGAAAUGGCAGAUAUACUUUUCCUCUUCCAAAAAAAAAUAAUAAUAAGGGUAUUUCACUGGAACUUCACUUAAUUUAUAACUUUUAAAAACAGUUUUUAUAGACCAUUAAUAAUAGUGUAAUUGGUCACUUAAUGUUCAGAUCUGCCCUAUUUAACUUGACAAUGAAUACUAGGAGGAGAGCAUCUUUAGGAAAAUUGACCUUUGGUUAGCAUUUUUUUAUUUGCACAUUUUUAAAGUUCAACUGAGACAUUUCCCAACUUCAUGAAAUCAGUAACUUUUAAGUAACUUAAUUAAAUAUUAAGGUUUGAAGUAGAUAUCUUUAUUUUUUAAUAUUUAAAAUUUAAUUGACACUUCUCACUAUGUGCCUUUAGCAGUUACUAAGAUAACUGACUUACCAAAUAAGUGUUGUGGGAAGAAUUUUAAGGUUUAACAUAACAUCAUGAUAGAGUUUUGUCUUUUGAAACAAGCAUUUUAAAAAUUACCUAAGAUUCAAAUACUUAUAGCUUAAAGAAUUGUGAAGUGUUAGAUGGGACCUGUUAACCAAUAGCGAUAUACGUUAUAUACACAGUAAUUGUUGCUGAUGCUGACAAGCAUACUACCUACAUGCAUUCUCCCUGCACCGUCACAGCUGCAGGUGGAAUUCUGGUAGCUGGCAAGAUUACACCCAAGGUGAAUGGACUGUUUCUCCCCUUUCUGUGGAGCAUGUCAAUAGGAGUAAUGUGUUCCUUGAUUUUCCUAUACUAAAUGUUAAGUCUUUUGUAAAAACAAAUGACAAAACUAGGAACUUGGAAAACAGAACAGGAACACUACUACCAUCAAUUCACAAAUAUUUACUUAGAGCCUGAAUGCAGUAAGAUUUUAGUAAAUAGAGCCCAUUUUUUUUGCAUAUAGUAAAUUUAAUUGUUUUUAUACACUUGACCUAGUUCUAAGGCAGCAAGGGUAUCCUAAACUGAAAUCCUUGUAUAAUGCAUACAUGACUACCUGGUUUCGAUAAUGUGACGGCAUGGGGCAGGACCCUGUAGUGUUUCUUCAGAGAAUAUUUCUCUGCAGUCAGUUUCUCAAGUUAAUUUGCUGCAUGAGCCCAACAGCCAUAACUAUUUGUACAUAUUGGUGUCAUAAUUAGAGAAUUAUGGGAUAUAGAAAAUCAGAAGUUAGUGCCAACAAAAUGACAAAUACAAGACUGUUCUUUUUUCCCUUAUUAUAAAGGUCAUUAGCCACUAAAGGUUUUUUCCUAAAGAAAUUUCUAAUCCUAAUAAAGGGGAUCAAGAAGAAGACUGAAGCUACUUUCUAAAGUAACGCUGUAUUAGAAUAAUCCAGAUUUGGAUAAUAUUUUGCCACCAACUGAUGUUUAGAUAACGCACUGCUUCUCUGAAGAGGUUCACAUCAUAUUCAGGGGUGAAUCUAACAUUGUAGAAGAAAUACUGAUAAAAAUAUUUUUCCAUUUUGAACAAGUCUGUAAACACCUUUAUAGAAAAAUGCUUGUAUUAGUCACUAAUAUUCAGCUAUGGAUAAAUAUUUGUGGAAAUAAAUACUUUUGGAUGAAUAAAGUGUGCCAAAUUUAAAAUUUUAAA
Messenger RNA from Manis pentadactyla (Chinese pangolin), 9547 nucleotides. RefSeq names its product myosin VB (gene MYO5B). Gene Ontology annotation, cellular component: actin cytoskeleton; vesicle; cytoplasm. The record is from RefSeq and is a predicted model, not a curated record. The coding region runs from base 385 to 5934 and encodes 1849 amino acids. The transcript is spliced from 40 exons. Gene Ontology annotation, molecular function: ATP binding; microfilament motor activity; actin filament binding. Gene Ontology annotation, biological process: actin filament organization; vesicle transport along actin filament. NCBI's taxonomy places the organism in Eukaryota, Metazoa, Chordata, Mammalia, Pholidota, Manidae.